AUGGCAUUUUCCAGCAGAGUUGCUGUUCGCGGCAUUCUCCAUGCAAGGCCUCCGCUGAAAAGACUGCAGCGGCAAUUGUCCGUACUUCGAGUAAGGUGUCUAUUCUUUAUAAGCUACUACAUUAAUGCGGAGCAAUCGAUUAUUGUGAAUGGAGUGACCUGUCUCCGCCUCAACGUGCUCUCCAAAUGGGCGUGCGAAAAAUUCCUGUCUGUGGAGUUGGAGCGUUUGCCUUCCGAGCAGGACGAUCUCGAUCGCCGUGCCCGCGAGGCCAAUCUCCAGGUUCUCAUGGAGCGUACCUUGCACAGUCCUCCAUCUCAGCAGAGAACUAGGGUCGCUUUUGGCAUUGUGGCUAUUGGUAGGUACAGCUGUUUUCACAAACUUGAGGAAGGCUGUCAGCGUGAGUCGAUCAUGGUGGAGGAUAUAAGGGUGUUUCAUAUGAGCAAGCAAGCGCGCUCGAUUGCUUACAUCUUGCAGAAUCACGUCAAAGAGUGA
Messenger RNA from Aspergillus homomorphus CBS 101889, 492 nucleotides. RefSeq lists its product as uncharacterized. The record is from RefSeq and is a predicted model, not a curated record. Lineage: Eukaryota; Fungi; Ascomycota; Eurotiomycetes; Eurotiales; Aspergillaceae. The transcript has a single exon. Bases 1 to 492 code for a protein of 163 amino acids.